AUGGCGGUCCGUUGUGCAGUAAGUCGUCUGCAAACCUUGUUCGGAUACAAGAAUGUGGCUACCAGGGUAAAGAGAGUUGCCACAGUUGUCUCAUCACGGUCUCAGUCCACCUUACCACCGCUUGUAACGGCCGACGAGUGGUGGGGAAAAUGUCAGACAGCCGAGGUCUUGGGUGAGAAGAUGUCGUAUUACGACUCGGAUGCUGUAAAAACCAGUGGCAAUAAACACGCAGUUAUAUUCCUUCAUGGUAACCCGACGUCUUCAUACCUGUGGAGGAAUAUUAUACCUCGCGUGGAACCCGUCGCUCGGUGUCUUGCGCCUGAUCUUAUUGGUCAGGGACGUUCGAACAAGCUCGCCAACCAUUCCUACCGUUUUGUUGAUCACUACCGAUAUCUAUCUGCUUGGUUUGAUACCGUCAACUUACCAGAAAAGGUAAGCAUAGUGUGCCAUGACUGGGGUUCAGGCCUGGGAUUUCACUGGUCCAAUGAACACAGGAAUAGACUAGAAGGUCUGGUGCAUAUGGAGAGUAUCGUACAAGCCCUUCCAUUAUGGGAGCUCUUGGACGACAGCAUGAGGGAAAAAUUCCAGGAUAUCCGCUCCGAGGCCGGUGAAGAGAUGGUCCUGAAGGAGAACUUUUUUGUGGAACAGCUCCUCCCUUUCGCCGUCAUCCGGAAGCUGCGGGUUGAGGAGAUGGAUGCCUACCGCCAGCCCUUCAAGAACCCCGGGGAGGACCGACGUCCGACCCUGACAUGGCCCCGCGAGAUCCCCAUCUUGGGUGAAGGCCCGGACGAAAUGAUCGUCAGAGCUACGACCUACAACGCUUUCCUCAAGGACUCGGCGGAUCUACCCAAACUCUGCAUCCUGGCCACUCCUGGAGUCAUCAGUGACUGGAUCGAGAGGAUCACCGAAGAUUGGCCCAACCAGAAGAAGGUCAGGUGCGAGGGCCACCAUUUCCUCCAAGAAGACUCUCCCAUCCAGAUAGGGGAUCAUAUCAAGGAAUUCUUAUCAGAAAUUUAUGAAUAGACUUAUAGCUUGGAAAUGAAUUAUAGAAUGUAGUAAACUUACAUACAUCCCCCCUAAAAAUCUGGGCUAUUUUAUAUCUAUGCUUGAUAACGCUACCACCAUACCAAUAAUAUCGACUCCAGACCGACUAUGCUAAAUCGCGUA
Messenger RNA from Lytechinus variegatus (green sea urchin), 1167 nucleotides. RefSeq names its product coelenterazine h 2-monooxygenase-like. NCBI's taxonomy places the organism in Eukaryota, Metazoa, Echinodermata, Echinoidea, Temnopleuroida, Toxopneustidae. The transcript has 3 exons. The record is from RefSeq and is a predicted model, not a curated record. The coding region runs from base 1 to 1023 and encodes 340 amino acids.